AUGCCCGCGCGCAUUGGUAUGUCAUCACCGCCUCGAGCCCGAGCAUCUCGAAGCUGCGGUAACUGUCGAGCCGUCAAACGACGUUGCGAUAAACAGUCCCCGCAAUGCGGCCAAUGCAUUCGCACCCGGGAAACAUGCCAGGGAUAUCGAGAUGAGUGGGACCUAGUCUUCCGAGACCAGACAAGCCAUACCAUCAAGCGGUCCAAGAAGAGUCCAGCAGGAAAUAAUACAAUCUCGAGCGAGCUUACUACUCCUCCGACUACGACCCACUCCCACUCACCUCGUUCACCUCCACCUGCCCGUGGCCCGGACCCCAAUCUGGACGAAAUAGGCGUGAACUAUUUCCUCCAGGAUUUUGUGGCGGGCGGCCGUGUCCCGUCACGCGGUUAUCUCAACUAUAUCCCGACGGUAUACAGCCCCGAUUCCGAGCAUCCAACUCUCAUCACCAGUAUGGCAGCCGUAGGCCUCAUCGCGCUAGCAACUCGACAGCCCGAACUCGCCGCCCACGCGCGCGCCAAAUACUCCGAGGCAAUCCGCUACGUGAACAAUGCCAUCGCUUCACCGACCGAAUCCAUCAAGGAUAGUACUUUGAUGUCGGUAAUCUCGCUCGGUGUCUUCGAGCACGUGUCGAAUUUCGAAUCGUGGGUUCGACACGUCAAGGGUGCUGCCUCCUUGGUGAUUGCACGGGGUAAAUCUCAAUUUUCUAGUAGGGUAUCGAUCCUGAUGUUCAACCAGGUGCGCGCGGACAUGUGUGCUGCCUGUAUCCAAAGCAUCCAGCCAUUUCCGGAUGAUAUGUGCGAACUACAGGACGAAGCAACCAAGUAUACAGAGCCGACCGAUGCGUUCUGGAUACUUGGAAUCCUGAGCUCGCGAUGCGCAACGCUGUUCGCGGGUGUCGUGGCGAAGAAUAAUGGCGCUAGUCUGCCCAUUUCUUGGUCUGACUUUUUAGAAGAGUCGAUUGCGCUUCAAGCGGGGUUCAAGACGGCCGUUGAGAUCCUCGCCGUGCAUGAGCCAUACACAUCCAUUCAGGUGUCCAAGGGCAGCUCGGCGUUCAUUUCUUUUAGGGGUCGAUAUGAUCUAUAUCAGACAGCUUUUUCAAUAAGGCUCUGGAACAACUCACGCAUGGUCGAGAUCAUUGUUUGCGAGAUUAUAUGCUGGCUUAUAAACAAGAUCAUUACCUCUGAUCUCGAUGGGUCUGGGCAUGUCUCUGGACAGGACGGCACGGAGCUUAAAUCAAAACUGCACUAUGCGGCCCAUGUCAUAGCGGAACGGGGGGGAGGAUAUCCUAUCCAGCAUUCCACAGGGUUUAGGGCUGGUGUUUGCACCGGGACAGCAUCAAUAUUUCGAAGAGCCCCCGCAGGCCAAUGUCUCCGGAGGGUAUAUGCUGGUCUGGCAUCUUUAUACGGUUGGGAAAUCGCCUGUUAUUGGUGA
This is a messenger RNA of Penicillium waksmanii, 1431 nucleotides long. RefSeq names its product Zn(II)2Cys6 transcription factor domain-containing protein. Lineage: Eukaryota; Fungi; Ascomycota; Eurotiomycetes; Eurotiales; Aspergillaceae. Gene Ontology annotation, biological process: regulation of DNA-templated transcription. The coding region runs from base 1 to 1431 and encodes 476 amino acids. The record is from RefSeq and is a predicted model, not a curated record. The transcript is spliced from 2 exons. Gene Ontology annotation, molecular function: zinc ion binding; DNA-binding transcription factor activity, RNA polymerase II-specific.